GGCAUUGCUCCAGAUGUUCUUCUGGGACACCGGGAGCGGUUUCGUGAUCUUUUUAACGGCCUGACGCAGUUCUUCAACAGAGCCAGAGAAAUGGAGUUCUUUAAAAGUGUCAUUCAAAUCCCAGAUCUGCCCGACGCUCCUCCAAACUUCCUGCGUGCGGCUGCCUUGGCUGAAUAUAAAAAGGCGGUGGUGGUGAUCCCCAACGAGGAGCGUCAAGAGGAGGAAGAAGCGGAGCCGCAACCAGAGAUCAGAGAGACGCCACAGAUGCAACCAUAUUAUCUGCUGAGCCAGAUGGGAGCUCCUGAUGUGUCGGUGGAUCAGAGAGAAACAGAGAACGAGAGUCUGAAGAGAGAGCUGGAGGUGCUCAAACCAGAACUGCAGCUCAUCAAGACUGAGGCUCAGAGGUGCGUGACGGAGUUAAAGGCUCAGGUGAAUCGCCUGGAGGCCGAGGUCGAGGAGCAGCGCACCCACAAACAGAUGGCCAUGGUGGAAAAGGAGCACCUGCGGAUGGAGGUGGAAGCUUUACGGAGCGCCAACGUCGCCAACGCCGGCGCUCAGAUCGGGUUCAAGGAGGCAGACAACAGAGCUCAGGCAGCAGAAGUCCGUUUCUCUCAGCUCAAAGAGAGACACGCAGAGCUGAUCACCAGCCACGCCGACUUAAUGAAGAAGAACGCAGAAACAGUGAAGCUGCUGUCGAAUACAAAACAAGGGCAAGACGAUUUGCUGAGAAUCAAACAGCAGCUGGAAAAUGAGCUGGAAAAUCUGCGGCAACAGGGAAGAAACACGAUGAAUCAGCAGCAGCAGGAGGUCGAGCGCCUGAACAAAGAGCUGCUGGAGCAAAGAGCAGAGAUGGCAAUUCUCCGCAGCACUCUGGACAGUAAAGAGAUG
This is a messenger RNA of Plectropomus leopardus (leopard coralgrouper), 888 nucleotides long. The record is from RefSeq and is a predicted model, not a curated record. NCBI's taxonomy places the organism in Eukaryota, Metazoa, Chordata, Actinopteri, Perciformes, Serranidae.